Messenger RNA from Erpetoichthys calabaricus (reedfish), 3507 nucleotides. It is a transcript of the gene nat10, whose product is annotated as N-acetyltransferase 10. Gene Ontology annotation, molecular function: tRNA binding; ATP binding; 18S rRNA cytidine N-acetyltransferase activity. Gene Ontology annotation, cellular component: nucleolus; 90S preribosome. The record is from RefSeq and is a predicted model, not a curated record. The coding region runs from base 144 to 3215 and encodes 1023 amino acids. The transcript has 29 exons. NCBI's taxonomy places the organism in Eukaryota, Metazoa, Chordata, Cladistia, Polypteriformes, Polypteridae. Gene Ontology annotation, biological process: rRNA acetylation involved in maturation of SSU-rRNA.
CUGCAAAGCGACGGGGUCCUUGAUGUUCCACAGCGCCAUGUGAGUUGAACUGGGAAGGUGUAGCGAGGACGGGCGAUUAUUGGAACUUUCUUCGUUUUUCCUGCCUUAUGAAACAUUUCCAUUAGCUCCUUGCAACCAGCAAAAUGCUCAGAAAGAAGAUUGAUAAUCGUAUCAGAGUGCUGAUAGAAAAUGGAGUGGCACAGCACCACCGAAAUAUGUUUGUGGUCGUCGGAGAUCAUGGAAGGGAUCAGGUCAUUAUUCUGCAUCACAUGCUGUCAAAGGCCACGGUUAAAGCUAGACCUUCAGUGCUCUGGUGUUAUAAGAAGGAGCUGGGGUUUAGCAGCCACCGAAAGAAGAGAAUGAGGAAACUGCAAAAGAAAAUCAAAUCUGGAACUCUGAACCUGAAGCAAGAUGAUCCCUUUGAGCUGUUCAUAGCUGCCACAAAUAUCCGGUACUGCUACUACAAUGAGACCCAUAAGAUUUUGGGAAACACAUUUGGCAUGUGUGUCUUACAGGACUUUGAAGCCCUGACCCCCAAUCUUUUGGCUCGAACCAUUGAAACAGUUGAAGGAGGUGGAAUUGUGGUCAUUCUUCUCCGAACUGUGAAUUCCCUGAAACAGUUAUACACUAUGACAAUGGAUGUUCACACUCGCUUCAGGACUGAGGCUCACCAAGAUGUGGUUGGACGGUUCAAUGAAAGGUUUAUUCUUUCUUUGGCAUCCUGCAAGAACUGUAUUGUAAUUGAUGACGAGCUCAACAUCCUCCCCAUUUCCAGUCAUAUUGCCAAUAUCAAGCCAGUUCCACCAAAAUCCCAGGAGGAUACCCUGUCACCUCGUGAGUUAGAACUGAAUGAAUUAAAGGAAUCUUUGCAGGACACGCAGCCUGUCGGUGUGUUGGUUGAUUGCUGCAAGACACUUGAUCAGGCAAAAGCUGUACUGAAGUUUAUUGAAGCCAUUUCAGAGAAGACCUUGAGAAGCACUGUGACCCUGACUGCAGCCAGAGGGCGUGGAAAAUCAGCUGCACUUGGGUUAGCCAUUGCUGGAGCGGUUGCUUUUGGCUAUUCCAGUAUCUUUGUAACAUCACCAAGCCCUGACAACUUGCACACUCUGUUUGAGUUCAUCUUCAAAGGCUUUGACGCCUUGCAGUAUCAGGAACAUCUUGACUAUGAAAUCAUCCAGUCUUUAAAUCCAGAGUUUAACAAAGCUGUUAUCCGUGUUAACAUCUUUAAAGAACACAGACAGACAAUACAGUAUAUCCACCCCAGUGAUGCUGUGAAGUUGGGACAGGCAGAAUUAAUGGUGAUUGAUGAAGCUGCAGCUAUUCCUUUGCCACUGGUCAAGAGCUUGCUGGGUCCUUAUUUGGUAUUCAUGGCUUCAACCAUCAAUGGAUAUGAGGGCACAGGACGCUCCCUGUCACAUAAGCUAAUUCAGCAGUUGCGACAACAGAGUUCUGCGAGCCAGGUGAACUUGACAGCUGAAAAUAAAAACACAACAACUGCCCGCCUUUCAUCAGCACGAUCCCUCCAUGAAGUGUCCCUGCAGGAAUCGAUCCGUUACUCUCCUGAUGAUCCGGUGGAGAAGUGGCUCAAUGACCUGCUUUGUCUGGACUGUCUGAAUAUUCCCCGCAUCAUCACAGGCUGCCCACUGCCUCAGAAUUGCGAGCUCUAUUACGUAAACCGUGACACCCUCUUCUGUUAUCAUCGAGCUUCUGAAGCCUUUCUGCAGAAACUGAUGGCUUUGUAUGUUGCUUCACACUAUAAGAACUCUCCCAAUGACCUGCAGAUGCUGUCAGAUGCUCCAGCACAUCAUCUUUUUUGUUUGCUUCCACCAGUCCCUCCAACCCAGAAUUCUUUGCCAGAGGUGUUAGCAGUGCUACAGGUGUGUCUUGAAGGUGAAAUUUCUCGUCAGUCCAUUCUGAACAGUCUUUCUCGAGGAAAGAAGGCUGCUGGUGAUUUAAUUCCAUGGACAGUUUCAGAACAAUUUCAAGAUCCAGAGUUUGGAAGCCUCUCUGGAGGAAGAGUGGUCCGCAUAGCUGUCCAUCCAGACUUUCAAGGGAUGGGCUAUGGCACCAGAGCCUUACAACUUCUCCAGAUGUAUUAUGAAGGGCAGUUCCCAUGUCUUGAAGAGCAGGUCACUCAAACUCCAUCUGAAAUUCCAACCGUGAACAGCGAGGCUGUAAGUUUGCUAGAAGAGGUGUUAUCUCCCCGAAAGAACCUACCACCUUUGCUUCUGAAGCUGAAUGAGCGCCCACCUGAAGACCUGGACUAUCUGGGGGUAUCCUUUGGCCUCACACCUCAGCUACUCAAGUUUUGGAAGCGGUCUGGUUAUACCCCAGUUUACCUGAGACAAACUCCUAAUGACUUGACUGGGGAGCAUUCCUGUAUUAUGCUGAAGGAGCUGAACUCCGAAGAAACGACCAAGCAGGGAAACUGGCUGUCUGCUUACUGGAAAGAUUUCCGCAGGAGAUUCCUGUCUUUGCUGUCCUACCAGUUCAGCACUUUCCACCCAACACUGGCUCUCAAUAUUCUUCAGAACAGGAAUGUAAAGCCAGGACCACAGCCAAGUUUAUCUCGGGCUGAACUGGAUAUCUUCUUCACUCCCUAUGACUUGAAGCGGCUGGAAAUGUACUCUAGGAACAUGGUUGAUUAUCAUCUGAUCAUGGAUUUGAUCCCCACCACAUCACGCCUCUUCUUUUUAAACCAGCUUGGAGAGGUCUCCUUGUCCGUAGCCCAGUCGGCGCUGCUGCUUGGCAUUGGUUUGCAGCACAAGUCCGUCGACAAUCUGGAGAAGGAGAUUGAGCUCCCAAGCAGCCAGCUAAUGGGCCUUUUCAACAGGCUUAUCCGCAAAGUCGUGCAGUUGUUUACAAACAUACAAGAAAAAUCUGUAGAAGAGCAGAUGGUGGCCACCAGGGACAUUGUGAUGGAGCCCACAGUUAAAAGUCUCAAUGAGGAUUUGGAAGAAGCAGCUCAGGAGUUUCAAGAGAAGCACAAGAAGGAAAUGGAGAAGAUUAAAGACCUGAACCUCACAGAGUACAUGAUUCGAGGAGAUGAUGAAGAAUGGAAUCAAGUGUUGAGUAGAGCGGGUCAGAAUGCUGCACUUAUCAGCAUAAAAAGUGACAGGAAAAGACCUCCGGAAAGAACGGAAAAUGGAGAAUCGGCAAAGUUCAAGAAACUCAGGAAAAAGAGCAAAGAGAAGAAGAGCAAAUCCAACAAGUGAGCCGUGCAGGGACGUUCAUCCUCCACGUGUCCGCCUCCUUCUCAGAUUGUCACGCACGUCUCCUGGAGGUGAGGAUGCUGUGCUUCUCGUGUUGAACUUUGGAUCCUUUCACCUGCACAGAUGACCUCCUUCCGGGAAGGACUUGUGUUUUAUUGUGUAAGGCCAGCGUUGACAUUUUGCAGCCGUGUGUAAAAUAUUACAGUGUCCAUUUUUUUUUAUUUAAUUGCAAUGUUUGAAUUAUGCCUCAGACAGAUGGAUUAAAUCCUGCCUUCAUCAUGUUGAUUUGAAUUGA